This is a messenger RNA of Penicillium cosmopolitanum, 1032 nucleotides long. RefSeq lists its product as uncharacterized. The transcript has a single exon. The record is from RefSeq and is a predicted model, not a curated record. Bases 1 to 1032 code for a protein of 343 amino acids. NCBI's taxonomy places the organism in Eukaryota, Fungi, Ascomycota, Eurotiomycetes, Eurotiales, Aspergillaceae. Gene Ontology annotation, molecular function: protein binding.
AUGCCUAUAAUUGACCUUCCGCUGGAACUACUCCAUUUGAUCGGCAGGAGCCUCGAUCAGAAUGACACACGCAACCUGAUAUCGACCUCACAUCGAAUGCACAGCGUCUUUCAACAGAAACUAUACACGAACGUGACCAUCGGACGAAGAAACGCGAACGCAGCCCAGAGUUUUCUCUACACCGUGGCCCGAAACCCGGAAUUGGCUGGCUAUGUCCAGUCUCUAGCACUUGCGUGCUGGGAAACCUACGACUGGGACACUCACCGAGACUGGGACAUCCCUCGGGACCGUCAAAAGACCACCGAAAGACCCAAUUUUGACGGUGAUCUCAUUCGGAAAUUAGUUGAUGGAGCUACCGAAUACCCCAAAGAAGAGAAAUCAAAAUGGCUACAGGAUCUCGAGGGGUAUUACGACGAUGCUUGGCUAGCAUUGCUCAUUCCCCGAUUGACCGGUCUAAGGAAAAUAAGCCUUGAAUGGCCGUACGGUUCUUACCAUGUCGACAAAAUGCUCGAAAAAGCUGCCAUGAAUGGAGGUACUUGUUUACCUCACCUUGAAAAGGUUAACAUAUGUUGGUGGGAUACGGAAAAUGCCGUCCGCUCAUAUCAGAUGCAUCCGUUCUUCAAAUUUCCAUCUGUGCGCAAAGUCAGUGGGUGGAAAGUCGCGGAAAAUGCCAAGGAGGAGGAGGAGGAGGAGGAGGAGUUGGAGUAUUUUGACCGCGACCCUACUGAGAUUCUCAAGGGUUCUAGCCUCCUACCUCAAUGCUCAAAUGUAACGGAUAUUGAUCUCUCGGAAAGCAAUGCUGGGGAGGGGAUGCAACAAUGGAUCCAGGCCUGCAAAGCGCUAAAGUCCUUCCGAAUCAUUCACGGUGGACCAGUGUUCUCAUACGAUAAUGCACAGCCCCGCAAACUCUACAAUUCCCUCUCACUGCACAAAUCCACACUGGAGGCUAUCUGGUUUGAGCACAACGAUCAGGGGGAGACGGCGAAAAUGACAGUGAUUGGAUGGGGUCGUUUGUCGAUUUUUCUGCCUUGA